Messenger RNA from Nomia melanderi (Alkali bee), 2396 nucleotides. The record is from RefSeq and is a predicted model, not a curated record. NCBI's taxonomy places the organism in Eukaryota, Metazoa, Arthropoda, Insecta, Hymenoptera, Halictidae.
GUCAAGAGAAUCCGAGAAUCAGUUCGCCUCUAUCUUCACCGGGCGCAGUAUUAAAAACGCGUUAUCUUUGUCGUUCAAUUAUUCUGUGUGCAUACCGAGUAAAAUUGUCUAAUAACGAUACGCACCGACCAGCAGUAAUACGUGCCAUGACGUGGUCCCGAUGACUCUCGCAGCCAGCCGAACCGGCGAGCAGUAGUGACAUCUUAUUGUCCGUCGGCAGUGGUGUAGUUAAAGUGAGCGGUGACUGUAAUCAGUCGACCGAAGACAGCCGAACGGCAGUUUCGGCAAGGACCGAAGAGUGAAUUGACCUUUCGAAGAACGAACGCCACUUUGGAGCUGGAAGCUAGUUGCUAAUUUCGAGUCUCGAACAUCUACGUUUGAAAAAUGAGACUCUGCUGGUUGACAGUUUUUAGUAUACUGGCCUGCUGUUAUUUCGGCAAUGGCCUGAGAAUACUUGGCCUUUUCCCGCUUAAUGGGAAAAGCCACUGGGCGAUGGGACAACAACUGUUCUUAGCUUUGGCGAAACGUGGCCAUCAGGUGGACGUGAUCACACACUUCCUCAUGAAGAAUCCGCCGCCGAAUUACAAUCAACUCUCCAUCGAGAACAGUUUGCCACCGGCGGUGAACAGUAUGCACGCGAACGACGCUGUCCAAUUCAAGAACUUGGACUUGUCGUUACUCGUACAGAUGACUGGUACGCGUAUCUGCGAAACGUUGAACCACGAAAACGUUCAAAAGAUCAUAAAAAAUCCUCCGAAUGAUCCGCCGUAUGACCUUAUUAUAGUCGAGAUGUUCAUGUCGCCGUGUUAUCUAGCAUUCGGCCGUCAUCUGAACGUGCCCAUAGUUGGCGUAGUCACUGCGCCGUUCACAGACUGGCUGCAUGUUCCCGCAGGAAACUCGUACAAUCCUGCUGUCACGCCGAGUAUCUUCAGUUCCUAUCCCGAGCGCAUGGACUUCUGGCAAAGGCUGAUGAACACCGUGAUGGUGAUCAAGAUUGGUACGACUAUCAACGGUAAAUUGGAGGUACAACAGAGGAGCUAUGUGAAAAAUCACUUCAACCUGGACGUCUCAAUGGAGGACCUUAUAAAAGACGUAUCUCUUUAUCUGGUCAACUCACAUCACAGCUUGAACGGAGUCAAACCGAGCGUACCGAGUAUCAUAGAAGUAGGCGGUCUGCACGUCAGCGAAAAAGCGGAUCCGAAUUCACCGGAAGUCGAGAAAUGGCUGAAUGAGAGCACACACGGUUGCAUCUUAUUCACGUUCGGCUCCAUGGUGAGGAUCGAAACCUUCCCGAAAGCCUUCGUGGAAAUUCUUUACGCAACAUUCGAGAAGAUUGCACCAGUGAGAGUGCUCAUGAAAGUGGCGAAGAAAGAAGAUCUGUUACCGGGAUUGCCGAAGAACGUCAUGAUUCAACCUUGGUUCUCCCAAAUCUCCGUUUUCAAGCACAAGAACCUAAAGGCAUUUAUAACGCACGGUGGCCUGAUGAGUUUCCAAGAAGCGUUGUACUUCGGUAUCCCAGUAGUCGGCAUUCCCAUUUUCGGUGAUCAAUCCAACAACAUGGAAAAGGCUGCUCGCAAGAAUAUCGGCGUGACUCUCGGUUCACCAGAGAACGUUACCGUGGAAACGCUCUCUCAUGCGCUCAACAAAGUCUUAUACGACGAAACGUAUCGAGAAAAUAUGAAGAAGACCACAGAACUAUUCAGAGAUCGUCCGAUGAAAGCAAUAGAUACCGCAAUUUUUUGGGUUGAGUAUGUCCACCGGCACAAGAACGCGCUGCAAUCGCCUGCCAUAUAUCUCACCUGGUGGCAACAAAACCUCCUCGACGUCUACGGGUUUCUGUUCGCAUGCUUCGCGGCAGUACUUUUCGUCGUUAUUCUCGUUGUUCGAAAGUUAAUGAGACUGUUUCUGGGUUGUAAAUCCUGUUCCAAGGACAGCAAAACAUCUGAGUCGAAAAAACAGAAAUGAACGUGCCUUGAACGCUGCAACCUCAUCGGCUAGGUUUGUGCGCGACAGGAAGUGCGAAAAAAUGGACAAGACGUAAGAAGAACUUCGUGAAAGUCCAGUUUAUGAGAUUUUUCUAUAGAUUCGUUGAAAGAGAAUAAUAAUAAAGAGAACGUAUCAACAUUCAUGGUUGCUUAAGUGAUCACUUACGAAUGGUGCUUUCUCGUGCCAAUUUUAGUCCGUCGAAUUACAAACGCGUUUGCACGUAAAUGUAAACCUUUUUUUAUAUGUAAUAUUUUGUAUAAAUAAAGGCGAUUAAUGUUAUGGAAGAUUUGCGGUCUGUGCUGGACACCCCUGAUGCUUUUUCUAGGACUUAUUCGAAUUGAUCCACAGUUUUGUUACUAUUGUUAGUUUUCUGUAAUGAAACUUCGAAUGACGGUGAUAUAACGAAAUAA